AAAAUGUAAAACGUGUGGACGGUAAUGAGAUCUUAUGUUAAUACACCUUUUCUCUCUCCUCCUAUAUAUAUUCGUACCAUCAGAUCCACCAUACACCAUCCCCCACUAGCUUCGUCAUCAGCUUUUCUUUCUCUCUUUUCACUCUUCUCUCUCUCCCUCUCUCUCUCUCCCCAACAACAAAGAACAAACACAUACAUCUACUUCAAUAUUUAGAGAGAGCUAGUGUGUGGUAAAUUAAAGAGAUUUGAGAUGGCACUGACUAAAGAAAUUAUGGGUUCUUCUUUGAUGGACAGAUCUUCAUUUCUUGUUUCAUCAAGAGUGGUUUUGAAGCAUAACCAGUUCUUGAUCAACCCAGUUCUGGUUCCUAUGGAGAAAAGACGUUUGAGAUUGAAGAAAGUUGUGAGAGGGCCUGUGGCGGCUAUUAGUGAGAACUUGAGCUUGGUGAAAAUUGUGCCUGAAAAGGCAGUCAAAUUCAAGGUCAGAGCUGUGGUGACUGUCAGGAACAAGCAUAAGGAGGAUUUGAAGGAGACAUUUGUGAAGCAUUUGGAUGCUUUCACUGACAAAAUCGGAAGGAAUGUUGUGUUGGAGCUUCUCAGCACAGAAGUUGAUCCAAAAACCAAAGGUCCAAAGAAAAGCAAUGGAGCUGUGUUGAAGGAUUGGGCAAAGAAAUCAAAUGUGAAAGCAGAGAGGGUUAAUUAUAUAGCAGAGUUCACAGUGGACUCCAACUUUGGGAUUCCCGGAGCAAUCACAGUGACCAACAAGCACCAGAAAGAGUUCUUCUUGGAGACUAUAACCAUUGAAGGGUUUGCUUGUGGUCCAGUCCAUUUCCCCUGCAGUUCAUGGGUGCAAUCUAAGAAAGAUCAUCCUGGGAAAAGGGUUUUCUUUUCAAAUCAGCCAUAUCUACCUAAUGAGACACCGGCCGGAUUGAAAGCACUGAGAGAAAAGGACUUGAGAGAUUUGAGGGGUGACGGCAAAGGUGUCAGAAAAUUAUCGGACGGGAUAUACGAUUUUGAUAUUUACAAUGAUCUAGGAAAUCCGGAUAGAGGAAUUGAUUUUGCUCGGCCAAAACUUGGAGGUGAAAAAAUUCCGUAUCCUAGGCGGUGUCGCACCGGUCGUCUUCCAAGUGAUACUGACAUGCAUGCAGAGAGUCGUGUGGAGAAGCCACUGCCAAUGUACGUUCCAAGGGACGAACAAUUCGAGGAGUCCAAACAAAACGCAUUCUCAUCCGGGAGGCUCAAAGCAGUGCUUCAUAACUUGAUACCUCAAUUGAUGGCCAAUUUGUCAUCAAACAACCAUGAUUUUAAAGGUUUCUCCGACAUCGACAGCCUCUACAGUGAGGGUCUCCUCCUCAAACUAGGGCUGCAGGAUGAGCUCUUGAAGAAACUACCAUUUCCCAAAACAGUAACCAAAAUACAAGAAACAAGCCAGGGUGGUCUUCUCAAAUAUGACAUUCCCAAGAUAUUAUCAAAGGACAAGUUUGCAUGGCUGAGAGAUGACGAAUUUGGCCGCCAAGCAGUAGCAGGAGUAAAUCCCGUCAACAUAGAGAGGCUUGAAGUAUUCCCACCAGUGAGCAAGCUUGAUCACGAAAUCUACGGUCCACAAGAGUCCGCCCUUAAAGAAGAACACAUUUUGGGCAAUCUCAAUGGCAUGACUGUACAACAGGCCUUGGACGAAAAUAAGCUAUUCAUGGUGGAUCACCACGACGCGUACCUUCCCUUCCUUGACCGUAUAAAUGCCCUUGAUGGGCGCAAAUCAUAUGCCACUCGGACCAUCUUUUUCUUGACACCAUUGGGCACUCUCAAGCCCAUUGCCAUUGAGCUCAGCCUUCCACCGGCCGGACCUAGUUCCCGGUCAAAGAGUGUCAUCACGCCGCCAGUCGACGCUACCAACAAUUGGAAGUGGCAGCUGGCCAAAGCCCAUGUAUGCUCCAAUGACGCCGGUGUGCAUCAACUUGUUAAUCACUGGUUAAGGACCCACGCGUGCUUGGAACCCUUUAUAUUAGCAGCGCAUAGGCAAAUGAGUGCGAUGCACCCAAUAUUCAAGCUUCUGGACCCACACAUGAGAUACACGCUGGAGAUCAAUGCCUUGGCUCGCCAGAACUUAAUCAACGCUGAUGGUGUGAUCGAGUCUUGUUUCACUCCUGGUCGCUACUGCAUGGAGAUCAGUGCUGCUGCGUAUAAGAAUUUCUGGCGCUUUGAUUUAGAGGGCCUCCCAGCAGAUCUCAUCCGUAGAGGUAUGGCAGUACCGGACUCCACACAACCACAUGGGCUGAAGCUCCUACUUGAGGACUACCCAUAUGCAGCUGAUGGGCUUUUGAUCUGGGGCUCUAUCGAGAACUGGGUCCGAACCUACGUGACCCAUUAUUACCCAGAUGCGGCCCUAAUCCGCAACGACAGAGAGCUCCAAGCCUGGUACUCCGAGUCCAUCAACGUGGGCCACGCCGAUCUCCGCCACGAGUCCUGGUGGCCCAGUCUAUGCAACGGUGACGAUCUCGUCUCCAUCCUCACCACCAUCAUCUGGCUUGCCUCUGCGCAGCACGCCGCGCUCAACUUCGGUCAGUACCCCUACGGUGGUUACGUUCCCAACCGACCGCCACUCAUGCGCCGAUUAAUUCCCGAGGAGAACGACCCCGAGUACGCCGUAUUCCUCAACGAUCCACAGAAGUACUUCCUCUGUGCGUUGCCGAGUUUGUUGCAGUCAACGAAGUUUAUGGCUGUGGUCGACACGCUCUCGACUCACUCGCCGGACGAGGAGUACAUUGGCGAGCGACACCAGCCGUCGAUCUGGUCCGGUGAUGCGGAGAUGGUGGAAGCGUUUUACGGAUUCUCGGCAGAGAUCGGACGGAUAGAGAAGGAGAUAGAGAGAAGGAAUGGUGAUCCUAGGCUGAAGAAUAGGUGUGGGGCUGGAGUGUUACCGUACGAGCUACUUGCUCCGAGUUCAGAACCUGGGGUCACAUGUAGAGGUGUUCCCAACAGUGUGUCCAUUUGAGCUCAAUAGCCCAAGCCCAAACUAGGCCCUACAUAUAAUUUCAUGGGCCAUUGAGAGUUUGUUUUGAAGUGGGUUCAUUUCACUACUACAUUAAUUAAUGUUGUAUUAUAGGUUGUAUAUGGAGUAUUUACCAAAAUAGAGGUUGUAUAAUGUAUAUGCAGAGAGGUCAUAAUUGUAACCAUAGUGCAGUAUGCAUAUAAAUAAUUAUUCAGUUAAGAGUUUUUCACCCA
Cornus florida is the source of this 3218-nucleotide messenger RNA. RefSeq names its product linoleate 13S-lipoxygenase 3-1, chloroplastic. The coding region runs from base 250 to 2988 and encodes 912 amino acids. Lineage: Eukaryota; Viridiplantae; Streptophyta; Magnoliopsida; Cornales; Cornaceae. Gene Ontology annotation, molecular function: oxidoreductase activity, acting on single donors with incorporation of molecular oxygen, incorporation of two atoms of oxygen; metal ion binding; protein binding. The transcript has 8 exons. Gene Ontology annotation, biological process: lipid oxidation. The record is from RefSeq and is a predicted model, not a curated record.